AUCAAAGCAUACGAGUGGUGAGCCUUGAAAGGUUGCCAAUCGCAAAAAAACACUUUGGUGCACUCAUAAUCAACCUUGAUCACGAUGUUGCUCAGCAGCAGUCCGUCUCCGAAGAAAUCGCGAGUCCAGCAGCCUCGCAAGCUUCAACCUCCGACAUCGUCCGGCUCUGGGUUUUUCUCACCUCCGACUGGCAUCAAAAAGAGCAUGAAGCUGCGGCCCGGUGGAAAGAGCGCGGUGGUUCGGGAUGUUUUUCUCGACGAGCCAAAGUUACGCAUCUGGAAGAACAGCGAGAAAAGCAGCGCAGUGUCAUUUGCGUAUAGUGAAGCGGCCGAUGACCACCGUCCGCUCGCUUCCCAACAUCACUCCGCAGCGAAAAUGCUACCAGCUUCAGACACCACUGCCUCUUGGAACAUUUCGUCCUUUUGCUGCAAAAUUGGGUCGCCGGCCACCUCCCGGACCAGUUUUCUCACGGUCAGAAUCGGUAAUUUGGCGCACGUGUUCUGCCUGUUCAGCGGGUUGGGGACCUAUGGUAAGCAGGUCGCGGAGUUUCUCGCGAAAAGGUUCAGUCAGCGGAUCUCACAGCUCGUGCGACACCACACGGCGUUGCUCGCGACCGGCGAGUACGAAUGUUCCGAGUUCGCGAGAAUGCUGUUUCGCGGCGUUGCGGCUUCAGCAAACGCCGCUGCGACUGGCGGCGGAGGAGGAGUUUCUACACUGGCUAGAAGUCCCUCCUCGUCUCCGUCCCCACCGAGAACCGUAUCCAGUGUGGCCGCCGCGAGGCCCCAUGCAUCAGGUUCUUCUGGUCCUGAAGGUGGCCGAGAGAUGAAAUCACCACCAGUGUUCGGAGACAGAACAAAAGCCGACACGUGCUCUGCAAAGCCGUCGAAGAAGACUAUCCACCGGGUCCAGAAGUUUCUCCAGAAGCUGUUUGCGCAGUGCAACGCGGAUUUGCAGUCCCGAUCUGGUGCCGUCGACCUGCAGUUUUCCGGGUGCAGCUGCGACUGUGUGGUAAUCGGCAACUCCAAGGUGUUGGACACGAAUGUGGUGCACUGCGCCCAUGUCGGGGACACGGGAUCUGUGUUGGGGUAUUGCAGUGUGGGCACUGGUGCUGUGCAUGAUGAUCCUGCUGACAAAGCGACAGCUCGCAGUUUUGAUGAAGCCCGAACCGAUGAGCAUUCUGAUGAUGUUGAAAUGUCGCACGAGACGACUUGUCUGUCGCAGCAGACCCCCGUUGAUGCGCGCAUGACAUAUGACGAGGACGAGAAUAAAGCAGACCGCGUCGACCCUGAAAAAUUCUUUGAGAAGUACCACUUGGCAAUUAUCACGAGGGAACACUCGUUGCACAAACAUCCCGCGGAACGGCUGCGCAUCCAGCGAUUGCACGAGGAGCAAAGCUUACAUCUAGCGGGUGUUCUUCACGGAGGUCAUAAAGGCAACGGGACAGCUGCAGACACAAGCAACGGACCAGUUGCUUCUCAUCUUCGUCAACGUCGUUUGGAAAUUUCCAACGCAGUUCGAGCCCCCGGGAUGCGGUUGACCAGGUGUUUUGGCGGGACCACGGGAAGUCAAUUGGGUGUAAUCGCCGAGCCGGAGAUCCUCACGGUCACCUAUGUGGUUGUUGAGGUUUUGACACCCAAAGUUGGGAAGCAAACCGUGAACAAAAAAUCUUCUACGGAAGUUGGAGGCGCAUCAUGCGCAAACGCCAAGACGUUGAAGUUCGCAAUGCUUGGCACCAAGCACCUCUGGGGCGCUUUGCGAUCUACGGAAGUUUUGCAAAUAGUUGAUUCUGUCGUCACGUGUGACGGAGAAAAAGUAGUUGCAAACGAUACUACAGAGAAUCGUCUCGGAGAAGCUACUGCUGGGGACCAACAGCUGCACGACCUUCAUCACGACGUCGAUUGUGGAAAUAACCGAGAUGUUGAGUUGCUGCAAAAUCAAAAUGUGGUUGCGCGCGACCAUCACCAGAACCACUCAGAGCAGAUUGCGGCAAAGUUGCUGAGUCUAGCAAGGGAGAGAUGUAUUAAGAAAAGUAGUAGAGUUUGCACUGCUGAUCUAGCUUUGAUUGUUGUGUUGUUACAGUAAUGCAGAAACAAGACCGCUUAUUACUUGUGCAAAACAAGUGCCAAAGGUCUGCUAGUCCUAGUAGUACUACAUGCAAAAUUUGUACAACAGUGAUGAAGAUGUUGUCUGUCAAACCGAGAUUGUCUUUGAUUAUUUGAGCUGGACGAAUCACGCGGGGCCGCAAAGGAGUC
Messenger RNA from Amoebophrya sp. A120, 2252 nucleotides. The record is from the annotation of a GenBank genome assembly. Lineage: Eukaryota; Dinophyceae; Syndiniales; Amoebophryaceae.